AUGACUGCUCAGAAAGAACAGAAAAAGCCUUCGUUUCCUUUAAUUCUUUCUGUUUUGUCGAUCGUGUUUUACUGCGCCGGUUUUCUACGAGUAGAAUUGGAUCUAAACGAACAGAAGAAGAGAGUAAACGCUCUUGAAAGCAUCGAAGAGGCUAAAUCACACACCAACAUUCUUGACCUCGUAACAAAGAGCGAGGAAAUCACUCCUGGUAAGUUUUUGACAAAAUUACUCAAAAAAAAUACUCGACGUUUCAAAACAACAUACACAGCGACCAUCUACCAAACAAACACGAUCUUUUGGCCUUUUAUUGUACUGACUGCUGCCGGUUAAAUAAGCCUUAAAAGCCACAUGUAUCUCUAGUCAUAAUGGCAUUUGUUUCAAACGUCGUAUUUAACUCUGUUCGCUGUUAUUAUUCUCAGUAAGAUAACAAUAAUUUACUAAAAUUCAUGCAUUAAGUUUCGCAGAUGUGAAGUGCGUCGUUUAAAAACCUGGCGUAAGUCGUUCACUGCCGAGCUAAAGGGACUGAACCAGCCAUGAAAGAUAUGACUUGACGCGAAGAUGCUUUUUUUCUCCUUCUGGUCAUAGUUAGUAGAAGAGGCCCAACAAACAUCAAAGUUCAAAACAAGGGUGCUGUAGUUUAUGUUGGAAGCUGUCUGACCCUGCACAAUCCUUUGUUUUUUGUUCACAAAUUCUGUCACUGAAUAAAUUAAUGCGAUGUUUCUAUUGGUCAUUGAGUUCAAAAUGAUGGGAAUGCAAUUAAACGUUGUGCACGUCCCAGGUCCAAAAAAGCUGACAAAAACAUAUAACAAAGGAGUCUAACGGGUUUCUUAACUAUUCCACUAUAAUAACUAUGUUCUGGUUUAUCCUGACUGCCGAACCACAAAUACGUUAAUGUUCAUCUGAUACCGAGCUAAACAAGCCAUCAAUAGUGAGAAGAAGUGUGACGUCACGAUCAUGGCAAAAUGGGGAGCUUAAGCAACAACGACGGCGAUGUCAACGAGACUGGUAAAAAGCAAUCGGUUUAUAUUUGCAAAACAGCAACUCUGCUGCACGUGCAUUUCACUUUUUUUUUAUUUCUCAGCCGUCGUUGCAAGUGUACUACUUGAAACUUCCUAAUUUCACGCUCCCUCUUGAUGGACUUGAUGAACACAGCACAAGAAAUCUUUUUCUUUUCUAAACUAAGAUACGGUCCUUUCGGAUUUAACCGCAGACAAUUUCGCCAAGAGUUUACAAAUUAAGCUAAAUUAAAUAAAAUUGAAUAAGAUCGCCUUGAAGUUUGAAACUGUCCGAAUUCAGUUUUUAAGUGACGUUUUCGCUUUAUAGUCAGCCAGAAAUUUUGCUACCAUGGCAACAUAACGUAACGACUUCCCUUCUUUAUAAACAUUUCGCUUAAAUCUGAUGUACAGGUUCAGUUUAUUGACUGUUCUUGAGUCUUCAAUCCUACAUUUAAAUCUGUUAAUUCCACAGAGAUCUAUCCAAAAGACCCACAAUGUGGCUUGUAGUCUGUAUGCCAACCUGGCGCUUCCCUAGCGGCAAAUUGCACAGAAUGUUACUUCUGCUUAUUUUGUAAUACAUCUUAGAUCCUCUCUCUAAACGAAAUCAAAACGUGAGAAAAAAAAUCGUUUUUUAAGUAUUAUACUAAAUGAAUAUCGUCAAUAUCAUUGUAUUAAAAAAUCUCCUCUUUUAAGACCGGGAAGUCUUGGAAUGUUAAAUCGUGCGCUUCUGGCUUAUUGAUCGACCUUCCUAAUUAUCAGGGGCACUGUUAUUCAGUGGACAUAAAAUCAAAUACUGUGGGUCGGUUAUUUAAACGAAAUCUAAGUUACACCGCGGUUUGGGAAAUCUUUGGACCUCCAGAUCUCUUCUUCCUUGGGUUACUCUAAGAGGACAAAUGCUUUUCUAGUCUACGCCAUAUGCUUUCAUGACACUGUUCACAAUAAAUGAUGUUUACAUAAAGUGUUCGGCAAACUGAAAAUGGCUUAGGACUCGGUUUUGUUAAACAUUGGCUAAACGCCGUUUAAAUAACUGGCCCUUUAUGUUUUACGAUACAUUUAAAUUACAGCUUGAGGCAAAUUACACAGAAUGUUGCUUCUGCUUAUUUUGUAAUACAGCUUAGAUCCUGUCUCUAAACAAAACCAAAAAAUGAAAAAAAUAAACAAAAAACAAAAACAAAAAAAACAGAAAUUCGUUUGAUUUUGAUCAACCUUCCAAAUAAAUACUGAAUACUGUAUGUUUUACGAUACAUUAAAAUUACAGCGAAGCUGGUGAAAAAUAUUUUUAAUUACUGCUUUGACGCAAAUUGAAAAAAAAGCUUUUCCAGAUAAGGCUAUUUAUUUCUCUUAAUUUCCCUCUCUAGCUCUUUUUAGGGUAGACUGAAACUCGCUAUUAUCAUGAAAGCUUCAAUGGUCUUUUUUGCCCCUCUCUAUUUUAUAGACAGAAUAUUGUUGUAGUGAUAAGACUGAACAGAAUUCUUUUCAUUGCGAAAAAAGCUCAAGAAAACUUUUACAUUGUUAUUUUUACUGAUUAACAACUCCUCGGCGCUCCGAAAUAUUGGAAUUCGGAUCAUAUAAUUCUGAAAUGCCCAGAACGACAGUAAUUAUCGUGUUACAUUUUGAAUUAAGAAAAAAAAAAUAAAGUUAACCAAUUUUAAGCUUGUGAAAAAUAGCGCUUGGAGAAAAGCAUGAAAAAAAAAAACAGCAGACCGCGUCGAGGAACAUUCGAGUCUGAACGGAAAAUAUCCUGUACUGAUAUCUUUUCAAUCGCUCUUAGUAUCGCAGGCGUAAGACAGUGCGAGUCUUGCCUGUUUUGCGGAAAAUUUUCAUAGAAAGAUUUUAACUGAACUGACCAGGGUACGCUUAUCAACGCUUGCUCAAAAUUCCUUUCUCAUCACUCCCACGUAUCAACCUCAGCUAAAAGACUCAGCGUACAACAGAAUGGUGAACAAAACUUUUAUUGAUGAUCAUUAAGCUUCGUUAGACUAUUAAGGGGUAUACAAUGGCCCAAUAACCAACUGUAAGAUAAUCAAUCACUGCUUCUUUAAUAUUUAAGUGUUAGAGGAAUUAGGGAAGGUAAUGCACAAGAAUUUGGGAAAAAUGCAGCGAUACAGCUAUAAAUAAUUAUGGUAUAAGGCAUUUGCCUUAAGCUAAAAAGCUUGUAACUUAUUAGUUAGCAAAUACAGCCGUCUCUCCUCACUCCUGGCCCCAAGGAACGUCUGCACAAUAGCGACAGAAAUUCCAUACUGAUGACACAAAUUAAUGCUUACCUAACAAAUCUGGUGGUCAUGGAGCUCCAAUUGAAAAUUUGUGUUUCUCCUGGUCGAUUAUGGUAAAGUUUUGUGUUUUCCUGUGAACGAGCGUCGAUGUUUCUUCUAAAAAAGAAUAUAUUUCACAAAUCUUGACCGUUUUUAAGUAGAUUCAUCCCGUUUACGUUUCCCCUAUGUGGCCUUUUGUCUUUUUUUGUCAUUCAUAAACAAAGCAAAAACCACUUAACUACUACGUCGACCAGAUUCCGGACAGAGUUUACGUCAUCAGUAUGGAAUUUCUGUCGCUGAGUCGCAGACGUCACCUAAAGGCAAGGAGCGAGGACACACGGCUGUAAAUAGUUUGGUGCUCGACGUUCUUGUUUUAAUGACAAUGACGUGACAGAUUAAUGUCACAUUUUUCAGAUCCUCAUUCCAAUAAGCGUCAAAGGAAAAGGCGCAAUGCCGAUACUGUUAAGAACAAGACUGAAAUUAAAAACGUGGAAGCAACAGUGCUUAAAAUUUUGUCAGAGUUAAGACCGCACCACUCAUUAUCGCAAAGUAGCUCGUGUCUCCUAGGCCCUCCCGGGCCAGAAGGUCCGAGGGGAAAGAAAGGGUCCCGGGGCAAAAGAGGACAGAAAGGAGACCAAGGUAUUAUGGGAUUGCCUGGAAAGAGCAGCAAGCAAGGUAUUAUGGGACCAUUAGGUCCUAAGGGCAAUGUUGGACUCAAGGGACAAAAAGGAGACAUGGGACCUGCAGGCUUGCCGGGAGCUAAAGGAGAACCUGGUGAAUCGAUUUCAGCUCCUGUCGUUGCCUAG
This is a messenger RNA of Porites lobata, 4053 nucleotides long. Lineage: Eukaryota; Metazoa; Cnidaria; Anthozoa; Scleractinia; Poritidae. The record is from the annotation of a GenBank genome assembly.